Pollicipes pollicipes is the source of this 2124-nucleotide messenger RNA. RefSeq names its product gamma-aminobutyric acid receptor subunit beta-2. The record is from RefSeq and is a predicted model, not a curated record. The coding region runs from base 397 to 2124 and encodes 575 amino acids. Lineage: Eukaryota; Metazoa; Arthropoda; Thecostraca; Pollicipedomorpha; Pollicipedidae. The transcript has a single exon. Gene Ontology annotation, cellular component: membrane. Gene Ontology annotation, molecular function: transmembrane signaling receptor activity; extracellular ligand-gated monoatomic ion channel activity. Gene Ontology annotation, biological process: monoatomic ion transmembrane transport.
GUUGCUUAAGCGAUAUUAAUCAUAACAAGAAGUCUUUUCAGAUUUACUAUGCCACGUGGACAUUUCAAGCGUCCGCGAACAGCUGAACUAGUGGCUUGGUUAGUUUCGUUUGAGCUCAUUCAAGGCUUGUAAGAAUCGCUAGGCCACCAAGCUCAAUGAAAAGACAUUUUCGUUUUUAUUUCGUGCGAGCAAGCGUAACAUUGCGAUUUAAUCAUACCACUAACUUGAGCCAUCACCAUCUCAAUACCCAUCUUUGGAGGUGCCAUUUUCUGAAGAUGACUUUCAGUGUGACUUGUUUGUUGGCAGCAUUUGACCGACAUACCGCAAGAUGACGUGGUGUGAAGCGUCAUUGUCAUAUGCAAAUAUGUCAGGCUACAAGUAAUCGAGGAACUCAACAUGUAUGCACUGAUUCACUGCAUAAUUAUGUAUGCGAUGUUGAAAGCAGUGUGUAUGCAAGGGGAACAAGGCUUGAAAAACAACAGCAAUCCCCACGAUGAUUUUGAUUGCAAGAGGGGCAACACAAGCCUUGUAGAUGCUUCGUACAUACCCAAUGACUUGCCAAAUUAUGACCGGAUCCAAGAGUGUCAAAAACGCCUUGGUCCACCAAAGAAGGGGGAAAAUGUGCAGUACCCAAGACCAUGUGCUAUGCAGGUGAAUGUAAGCAUGGCUUUCAUCGACUUGGUCGCAGUUGAUGUGAUGGAGCACAUGAUAAUGAUGGUGAUAACUUACCGCGAGAAGUGGAAAGACGAUAGAAUUAUUAUGCCCCCUGCGCUAAGAAAAUCGUGUUCUGGGAAAAUACCUCAUGAGAAGAGUAUACUUCUGAACCCAGCGGACCGUUACCGUCAACAAAUUUGGACUCCCGACUUUUAUAUGAGGGGUAUCAUGGGAGCACGCACGUCAAAACUGUUACUGAAGACCGAAGCUGUUAUCUUGCACGAGAACAACAUGGUUGAGAAUGUUGUUACGAUCAAAUUCGCCAUCAUGUGCCCUAUGAAGUUUCAAGACUUUCCAUUCGACACUCAGAAAUGUAACAUCACAAUCGAGAGCUACGGGAAUUUUGCAGAAGAUCUAGCGAUCGUAUGGGGCUCUCGCAAAGUUAAAGUUCUACCACAUUUUACAUCCGGCAGCUACAGAGUGUCAGUACAAACCCAUGAGCCAUCUGGUGUCUUCUACGGUAAAAAUGUAUUCCCGCAGUUGAUCCAGACGGUCAUGUUCCGAAGAAGACGCUUCAAGUAUCUGCUUUUGAUUUACGUCCCCAGCUCCCUCCAUUUUUUCAUAGCGUGGCUGGCAUUUUUUCUGCCAAAAGAAGUGUCUCAAGGGCGUUGCAUUAUCAGCUGUACAACAAAUUUAUCGCUUGUGAGCAUGCUUUCCAUAUAUAUGCGCUACAGUCCUCACGGCGGAUACGUAAAGGCGCUGGACAUGUGGGUGUUCUGCUCCAUCGUGCUUCAGUUCGCCUGCACACUGGAUUCCAUUGUUGACAUCCGGCUGUUGUACUUGGCCACCGGUAUCAAGCGGCGGCCGAUGGAGGCCAAUACGGCUGAAGUGUUGGACUUAGUGACCGACACCUCGCACUGGCUAGGGCGCGAGGUGCGCUUGGUGGAGACGGAGGACGAGGGUGGCACCCUUGCUGGCGCCGCCCGUGACCUGCGCACCGUCGCUCACCUCUCGGCCGGCCUGGCGUCACGAACACACGUGGCCGAGGCGGAGGAGACGAAGCCGCCGGCCGCCAGCGUGUCAGGAGAGCAAACGACCUCCGCUGAUGAGACCGACCCCGGCGUGUCAACCACCCGAGGGUCCCGGCACGCGUCCUUUGCUGAUGAGACUGAGGCCGGCGUGUCGACUACCCAAGGGUCCCGACACGCGUCUUUCGCUGAUGAGACGGAUCCCGGCGUGUCUACCAGCCAAGGGUCCCGGCAGGUGUCCUUCGGAGCGGGUACAGAGCCCAUACCGGAAGGCGAUGAGCAGACAAGCCGGUUCAGCCAAAGUUACUAUCAGUUCCUCACCGCCGUCAUUGUUUACCAGGAGUGGUCACAGUACACAUAUCUGGCCGCAUACAUGGUGUUCCUGGUCGUUUACUGGUGUAAAUAUGUGCCUGCUAUUAAUUAUUUGCCAUCUGUGCAAUAA